UUAGAUUAAAGAUCAGCUGCACUCCCUGUACAACACACAAAAAACAAGUGAGACACUGCGGUGAAACCGUGUGAACGUGUCAUGAACAAACCGACUCCCACCAGGUGGUGAAUAACGAUACGCAGGACGUGUGAGCUGGAUCUCAGUUCUUUUCACAGGCAUGAAUGGAAACUGAAGGCUGCGUGGUGUAAUGUGUCAGACCUACUGGAAGUGAACCAGGAGUAGGAGGAGCGGCCAACACACGAGUGAGGAGGUUUAGACACGACGGCACUUCCUCAGUUGCAGCUCUUCGCUGUCCAACGAUGGACUAAUCCUGCACCAACCGUUCUUCUGCGAAGCCACAAACACGUUGAGAUGAGCGACCAAGACAGCAGCGCCUCGGCCUCUCAGACGGAGGGAGACUUGGAGGUGGACGAGGACGGGGAGAAGGAUGCGAGGCGGCGGGGCAGCCCCACCCCCAGCCUGUCUGCCCUGUCCUCCUCGCUCCGCGCCGUCAUACGCAUCAAGCACAAGUACCAGGCCAUCAAGCGCCGGCGCCAGGAGCUGGGCCUGGGGCCGGGGACCGCGGGUCUCCUCCCGGGAGCCCCCGCGCGGACCAGCCCCAAAAUCUUCACCUUCGACGGCUUCACGCCCUCCGCCUUCCCCGCCCUGACCUCGUCCGCCGUCGCCCCCAAGAAGAAGAAGCGCAGGAGGAAGCGGGUGCUGUUCCCCAACGGCGUGGGCCGCAGGGCGCCGCCGAAGCAGGAGCAGAGCCGGGCCAAGUACUGCCUCUACCUGCUGUGCGCCAUCGUCUUCCUGCAGGUGUACAAUGCUAUCGAGAACCUGGACGACCACGUUCUGAGGUACGACCUGGAGGGGCUGGAGAAGACACUAAGGAGGGAGGUGCUGGGGCAGCAGGGGGCCGUGGAGGCCUUACUCUACCUGCUGAGGGACUAUCUGUCCACUUACGUCCACAACAAGCCCCUGGUGGUGUCUCUCCACGGCCCCAGCGGCGUGGGCAAGAGCCACCUGGGUCGCCUCCUGGCCGGACACUUCCGCUCGGUGGUGGGGGAGACGCUGGUGCUGCAGUACUACGUCCUCCACCACUGCCCCCAGGAGGCCGACGCCCAGCAGUGCGCCCGCAACCUCUCCAGCACCAUCUCGGAGAUGGUGGAACGGGCCGAGGACGAGGAGAAGAUCCCCCUCUUCGUCUUCGACGAGGCCGAGCACAUGCACGGCGAGAUCUUGGACAUGCUGUGGCAGCUGGUGGCCUCCAAGCAGUCCAACGAGUACCUGAACGCUGUCUACCUGUUCCUGAGCAACCUGGGCCACGCGCACAUCACUAAACACAUGCUCCACAACUCCUCGAGCGUCGCCAUGGGGAUGACGGCUUCUAGUCGCCAGAGUGGCCUUGUGAAGGAGCUGGUGCCGGUUUUACGCAGCAUCGUGGAGAAGCUCCACCCACUGUGGACGGAGGCGGACGUUUUGCCCCUGGGGCUGCUGGAGAAACGCCACGUCAUGGACUGUUUCCUGGACGAAAUGACUCGAGAGGGGUUCUACCCGGAUCAUAGCCACAUAGAGCGCCUUGCAGGGGAGAUCGAGUAUUACCACACAGUCGGGGGCCACGAAUAUUCCCAGACGGGCUGCAAGCAAGUGGUGGCUAAGGUCAACAUGCUGUGAGGCAGCAUGAGGCUGUGAGGAAUGUUCACGAAGAAGAAGCCGAGCGCAGGAGUGAGUUUAUGACAGAACUCAGAUUUCAGAAGUGGAUUUGUUCCAAUGUUAAAACAAAGCAGCAGUUUGUCGAAAGGGCAGCGAAGACACUCAAAUCACAACGUAAAUGUGGUUUGUCCUUUAAGGCUUCUGAGUAGAACCUUAUUACUAACUGUUUGGUAGGAUCUGUCCAAAUGUGCUGAAGUUGUUGUUCGUUAAAUCUAAAAAUGAGUAAACCGUGAUUACAGGAUUUGGAUGAACUGGUCGACUGAGCUGCUUCACGGCUUCUGUGUCAGACAGCUCAAGCACAAAUGACCAGAAGUAGAGUGAAGGACCAAAAACAGGCCAACGCUGCAGACAUUUAUAAUCACAGGAAGCCUCAUGUUUGUUGACUUUGAAUGCAGCUCGACUUUCACAAGAACAAGUCACGAAGUAGUUUUUUUUCUGAGUGUCUGCAUAGUAGAGGUUUCAUCUGCAAUAAAGCAGCCGGAGGCCGAGCUUCGGGUUCAGCCAGUACUGAUAGAAGUCAGUUUAUUUAUUGAACGCAGACGCUUUUACAUGGAUUAACAGUGACGUGUGCCAGCGUAGGUCGAUUAUGCCAACGACCUGUGUUCAGAUAAUUCAAAUAAAAACUUUUUUGUACGGAGUGUCAAAAUUAAAGACCCUGUUUAAACAAAA
Molecule: messenger RNA, 2367 nt
Organism: Betta splendens (Siamese fighting fish)
Lineage: Eukaryota; Metazoa; Chordata; Actinopteri; Anabantiformes; Osphronemidae
Gene: tor4aa
Product: torsin family 4, member Aa
Exons: 3
Coding region: 355-1659 (434 amino acids)
Cellular component (GO): endoplasmic reticulum lumen; nuclear envelope
Molecular function (GO): ATP hydrolysis activity; ATP binding
Source: RefSeq, a predicted model, not a curated record